AUGAUUCUAACGAACACAUUUGCCCGGCACUCUUUUAGGGCUGCGAGAUGGUGCCAGAUCCGCUCAUUGUCUACACUUGACAGCAAUCCUCAUAUUUUUGUAUUCCAAAAUGAGCCGGAAAGUGGUAGACACACGUUGUCAUUGUUAUCUUCAGAGCCUACCAACCAAAAGACGGCCAUUGGCACCACAUCCAAAUUGCCCCCAACAACGGACUCCUUCAGGGAGAACCCCAACUUUCUGAAGAUCUUGCAAGAAGUUCUCUCGAAAUAUGCCCACGAAGACCCGGAUGCGAUUUCUCAAGCCCAAGUCAUGGUUUCGACGGCCGGAGCCAAUCUGGGCCCCGGAGGAGUCCUGAUGACGGGACAACAACCCAGGAGACGGCGGGAGACCAAAGACUCCAGUGGGGGAGCCAGCGGUCAAGGUGGUGUUGGGUCUGCUGGUAGGGGUGGCUGGAUCCAUGUCUCGGAUAGCAGGCGGCCUCCAGAAUAUGGACGGAUUGCAUGGCCCGAGGAUAUUUUCGGCAGUCUUGAAGUCGAUGCCAAUGGGCAAUUUGUGGGAGAGAAUGGAAACUACCAACCAAGCGGCACUUACCGAAUUAUUACUCGAGAUGGAAUCCUUGGAUUGAGUCCCUUCCUAAGAGAGAAGCUGGUUCAGAGGCUCCGUGAGUUACAAUAG
Molecule: messenger RNA, 675 nt
Organism: Aspergillus clavatus NRRL 1
Lineage: Eukaryota; Fungi; Ascomycota; Eurotiomycetes; Eurotiales; Aspergillaceae
Exons: 5
Coding region: 1-675 (224 amino acids)
Source: RefSeq, a predicted model, not a curated record